AAAGGGACGUUUUGUUUUAAGAUAACGUUCCAUUUGCCAAUUAUUAACUAGUAGAACAACAAAUGAUUUAAAUCUUACGUUCCUAAGUUAUUGAUGUCUACAACAAAUAAUUCAUUUAUAUACAGUUUCUUCUCAAGCAGUGAUGGAGAAUUGAGCCUGUUUAUGAUCUUCAGAUAAAAAUCAAUGAAGCAUGUGACAGUAACAAACAGAAUUCAAGGCUCGGUUCACUUUCUGUUUGGGGAGGCAAUAAACCGGGAUAUAAAUGAAAUGUAUUAAACAGAAAGCAGAAUGUGAACUCACACAGUGGCUCAACCCCUGACGCCAAAGGUCACUGUGAGCAACUUCAGCUCAAUCACAUGCAAUCAGGAGAAGCCGGCUCCCUCAGGCGUCGCCGAUUGGACAGUGAUCGACUCGUCACGGCGCUUAUGUCACAGGUGCUUUUGUUGGAAUUAUGACACUGACCGCAGACAAGGUGCUCAGUGGGACGGAGCUCGUCGACCUCCUGCUCGGCAACGCCGGCAAAAGCUCGGGUUACCGUGGCAACCAGCCAUGGGCUGACGCAGUCCCUGAUACUCUGAGCCAGGGCGGUGCUGAUGAUGACUUCCUGGAAGCCCUGCUCGCUGGGAGCGACACCUCCUCCACCCCAGCCUCCCCCCUGUGGUCUCCCUCCCCCCUGUGGUCUCCCUGCACCAGCGACAGCGGAGUCGCCAACGACCUCCUGACCCACGGGGAACAUCCAGUGCUCGGCUGCCACCCGGUCCCGGCGCUCCACACGCAGGCUCUGCUGCAGCGCUCGCCUCUUGACCACCACCUGCCGCCAGAUGAAGCACUAGCUGAUGUUUCUAUAGAUCUGGGCUGGGAGGCCGCUAACCUCCAGGACCAGCCUGGGCUCACAUACUACCUCGGUACCAACCAAAGCUGCCCCAUAGCUCCCAGUCAGACAGCCACGGUGAGAGACCUGCUCCUGUCAAACCUGGGACAGAAGACGCAUCGACUCCACCGCGAGUCGCUGCAGGAGCUCCAGCUGGACGAAGAUGAGAAGAAGCUCCUGAGCAAGGAAGGGGUCAACCUGCCCAGCAGGCUGCCCCUCUCCAAGUUCGAGGAGAGGGUUUUGAAGAAGAUCCGGCGGAAGAUCCGCAACAAGCGCUCGGCUCAAGAAAGUCGGAAGAAGAAGAGGGAGUACGUGGACGGCCUGGAGGGAAGGAUGACGAUGUGCAGCGCCCACAACCUGGAGCUGCAGAGGAGGAUCCGGCAGCUGGAGGAGACCAACAACGCUCUGCUGGAGCAGCUGAGCCGGCUGCAGGCUCUGCUUCCUGCCGGCUCCAACAAAGCCGCGCACAAAGGGACCUGCGUCCUGGUUCUGCUGCUCUCCUUCUCGCUCAUCAUUUCCUCACAUCUUCAUCCAGACCCCUACAGCCAGCUCAGGGGCGGGGGCUACACGAAGAGCAGAGUGCCGUCCCGCUCCCUGCAGUGGAUGGAGGAAGCAGGAGGCGUCCCUCCCGCUGCCCCCCCGCUCCUCCCCAGGGGCUCGGAGGCCCUACGCAGCCUGAUGGAGAAGCCCCGGCCCUGGAAGUCUCCCCCCACGGGAGACGCCGCAUCCUCCCCCCAGCAGGACCACAGGAGCCAGGAAGACCACUGACACACUGGGGCCUCGGGGAGGAAAGAAGCCCGGCGUCUAAAUGAGCAGCUUGAUCCUGUGUCACCGCGGAGCGUGAGCAAGCUGUCAGCUUCUCGCUACAGCAAAAACGGCUGCAUGAGCGAUUUUUCACUCGCGCGAACGGAGGUCGAGCGGGAGGUCACGCACGGAGACCAAGUUUGUUACUGUGCAUCAGUGGAGCGGCGCCUCAAGGGCCCAGCGGCCUCAGAUUCUACUGCACGAUCUGGAACGGCAGGUUUUUUUAACCAGUGCAAGAGAAUAAAAAGCAUUCAUCAGC
Messenger RNA from Betta splendens (Siamese fighting fish), 1934 nucleotides. Its product is annotated as cyclic AMP-responsive element-binding protein 3-like protein 3-A. NCBI's taxonomy places the organism in Eukaryota, Metazoa, Chordata, Actinopteri, Anabantiformes, Osphronemidae. Bases 452 to 1639 code for a protein of 395 amino acids. Gene Ontology annotation, cellular component: nucleus. Gene Ontology annotation, molecular function: DNA-binding transcription factor activity, RNA polymerase II-specific; RNA polymerase II cis-regulatory region sequence-specific DNA binding. Gene Ontology annotation, biological process: regulation of transcription by RNA polymerase II. The record is from RefSeq and is a predicted model, not a curated record. The transcript is spliced from 11 exons.